AUGGCGGACGCCACCCCAGAGCACAUCAGCGCGACACUCAGCGGGUUCGCCAAGGUCGGGUACAUCCCAGCCACGCCCCUGCUGGCGGCCGCCGCCGAGGCCGCGUCGGCCGCGCUCACGCGCACGGGUCCCCAGGGUCUGGGGGCGCGCGACAUGGCGGAGCUGAUGUGGUGCUUCGCCAAGAGCGAGUACCGGCCGCCAGAGGCGCUGCUGCAGCGCGUGCUGCAGAGGUUUGCCCAGUCCCUGGGCGUCAUGCCCGGCCAGCGCAUCAGCCAGGUCCUCUGGGCCUUUGCCCAGUUUGGCUGCGCCCCGCCUGCGUCGGUGCUCACCUCCAUCAUGCAGUCCGCCACUGCAGCCCUGGCCACCUACCCGCCAGACUCCAUGGCCCAGCUGCUGUCGGCCCUGCGGUCGUUCGGCUGCGCGCUGGCGGGCGGCCCGCUGCUGCGCGCGGCGGCGGAGCGCGCGCUGGCGGGGGUGGGGGGCUUCAGCAGCCGCGCGCUGGCGGAUUUGCUGGAGGUCUUCGCCGCCUGCAGGUACCACCCCGGCAUCGACCUGCUUCACGCCGCCGCUCAGCAGAUCAGCGCCCAGAUCUCAUCAGCCGACGCCGCCGGCGCGCAGCCCCCCCUGCCCGCGCGCGCGGCCGCGACGGUCGUGCGCUCCUACGCCGGCCUGGCCUUUGCGCCGCCCGCGGCGCUGCUGGCGCAGCUGCAGGCGCUGCUGCUGCCGCAGCUGGGGGACCUGGAUCCUGCUGACGUGGCGUCCGUGCUGUGGGGCUACCAGCUGUUCCGCUCGCUGCCGCCGGCGCUGUGGAACGCGGCGUGCGAGGCGCUGGCGGCGGCGCCGGGCAACGGCGUGCCGGCCGCGGCGCUGGUGAUGCUGUUUCAGGUGCACCUCAUGGUGUGCAAGGAGCCGACCUGCGCGGCGUAUGAGACGCCCCCCGCGCUCAUCGUCGCCGCCCGCGGCCACUGGUGCUCCCACCAGGGCAGCACCGCCAUGCUGCCGCCGGGCGAGGCGCAGCGGGACGUUCAGCGGUGCCUCGCUGGUCUGGGCGUGCCGCACGCGGCGGGCGUCAUGGCGGACGACGGCCUCUUUGCGCUGCGAUUGGCGCUGCCCGAGAGGCGCAUCGCCCUGGAGGUGCUGGGGCCAGAGGCGUUCUGCGUCAACACUGUGGCGCCGCAGCAGCAGCCGCAGCCGCUUGGGGAGACGGUCAUGCGGAUACAGAUGCUGGCGGCCCACGGCUGGAACCCCGUGACCAUACCGCACUACGAGUGGUCCGCCCUCCCCAACGAGCUCGCGCGCCAGCAGCACCUGCGGGCCGUGCUGGGCCUGGGCGCCUGA
This is a messenger RNA of Monoraphidium neglectum, 1338 nucleotides long. RefSeq lists its product as hypothetical. Gene Ontology annotation, cellular component: mitochondrial matrix; ribonucleoprotein granule. Gene Ontology annotation, biological process: mitochondrial RNA processing; regulation of mitochondrial mRNA stability. Gene Ontology annotation, molecular function: RNA binding. The record is from RefSeq and is a predicted model, not a curated record. Lineage: Eukaryota; Viridiplantae; Chlorophyta; Chlorophyceae; Sphaeropleales; Selenastraceae. The transcript has 7 exons. The coding region runs from base 1 to 1338 and encodes 445 amino acids.